Fusarium venenatum is the source of this 4407-nucleotide messenger RNA. The record is from RefSeq and is a predicted model, not a curated record. Lineage: Eukaryota; Fungi; Ascomycota; Sordariomycetes; Hypocreales; Nectriaceae.
AUGGCGCCCGGUGAUGCCACCCUGCCCGCUACGCGGCGCACGCGCAGAUCAAUCGGUGCGCAUACAGAUGUUAAUAAAGCUUUUGGAAAAGAUAAUGCGAUAACCGACAUCACGAGUUCGUUGGCUGCAAAUCGCAAAAAGUCGAGGAGCAAGAGUUUGGGUCCUGGUGGCCUAGAUGCACUUAUGAAAGCCAACGGCAACAGGCGCGCUUCCAUUGCUGCCCCUACGAAAGCCCCGCGUUCAAUUCUUAAACCAACAAUGCCAAUUCCCGAGAUACCCCCCUUAAAGCCAAGACAGUCGAACUUUCAUGCUUCCAGAGAGCCGACACAAGAGUUUUCGACCCCUACUCUUAGCGGAUCCAAGAUUGCUAUCAAGACAGAAGAAGAACAGCAAGCCGCAGCACGAGAGCGUGAGGAGCGGGAACGUCGUGAUGCUCGUCGCAAAUCGCUUGCCAACCGCCGAGUAUCUUUCGCUGCCGAGGCAACUCUACACACCUUCCACGAAGUUGAAUUCAAUCAAGAUUCAACAACGUCGACCGAUUCGACAAGACGAAACUCGGCCGCAGCACAGCAAAGGGAACGGGAAGAAGAAGAUAAGAAAACCCGACGAAGCUCCGGUCCUCCUCAAAUCGACUUUCACGAAUCUGAUGACGACACUGCGACAAUACUCUAUAGUUCAGAUUCCGAGCCUGCAGAUGCGGUCGAAGAGGUUGCUGAUGUUGAGGAGGAUGGCGAUGAUGACAGCAGCGAGUCUGACGACGGAACGAUGAUGACAAUCGACGAUGUCACUGGAACAACAGCUGCCUCGGAUCGGUCAGUCGAUUCUGAUGAAGGAGAGUCAUCUACAUUAGAUGAAGUGCUCAGGCUGGCUGCGCGAAGAGCUGGUAACCAACGACUCAAGGAUGACGAAGACGAGGACGAUUUCGAUGAGGACGAAGAAUUCAUUCCCUCGUUUGGGUGGGGCAAAGAUGCAAAUAAGCAAAACAUCGCUGCCAAGGACCAAGAAAAUCUGCCACCUCCGUCUCGCCCUCAACCGAAACAAAGCAUCCAGGAUGCCACAGAAACAAACAUGAGCAUGGACAUGGACAUGGACAUGACACGUGCAGUCGGCGGAAUACUCAAGCCCCAACCAACUCAACAAUAUGACACAGACGAAGACAUGUCUAUGGAUGUUACUCGUGUGAUGGGGGGCAUUCUUCAACGUCAGUCGCAAGAGCACAACCCAGACGAGGACAUGUCGAUGGAUGUCACACGCGCAUUUGGCGGUAUUGUCAACCAGCCUCAAAACGCGAGCGCCCCUGUUAAUGACGAAGAAGAUGAAGAUGAUGCCCCAAUGGAAGAAGCCACUAUGGAGUUUACAACUGCAAUUGGCGGUAUCCAACGUCCAGCGCCAAUUGAAGAAGAAGAGGACGAUUCGGACGGUAACGAGAACAUGUCAAUGGAGCUUACUACUGUUAUUGGUGGGGUCCUGGCGAAAAACAAGAGAAACAGCAUCGCUGCUUCUCGAAGGAGCACAGUCCCCCAACCUGACGAUGAGAACGACGAUGAGGCCCCAAUGGAUAUGACACUUGCGGUCGGCCAAAUACUUUCAAAACCGGAUGUUGAUGAUCCAGAAGACAUCGAGGACGAAGAAGGCGAUGCUACCAUGGGGAUGGACAUGACUGCCGCCAUCGGGAGCAUUCUCAAUAAAGUGACAGGUGGCUCACGAGAUCUGGGCAAGCGAGUUAUGGAAGAGGAAGCUGAUAGCGCAGCCAACCCAGACGAAGCAAUUGAGGCCGCUAUAAGCAAAGGUGCUGUCAGCGAUUAUCUUCAACCCCCUGCUGCAAGCGAGAAACAAACCACAACUCCAAGUCCUCGGCCCUCAAGAUCCUCAGCAAGUGCUUUGCGAAGUGCCGCCAACCCAAAGAUCCCAACCCCACAACGCCCCUCUAGGAGCUCUAGGACGCCCUCACCUGUGAAGACAACACCAACACUACAGUCAGCCAAAGUUAGGACGCCGGCAUCCGCCAAACCAGCCACGCCACAGCUCGACUCAGUUGUAUCAGAACGGAUGGCUACUCCUCGCUCCAGACAGCGUAACUCUCUUUCUGCGUCUCCAAAACGACCUUCAUCUGCCAGAGCUGCCAGAGCCGACUCUAGGACGCCAUCGCCUGUCAAGCCCACCCCCAAGAAAAGCCUCUUCCAAGAUAACUUUAGAAAUGGUAGCCGAACUCCGACGGUCACAUUGACACCUCAACGGCAAUUCUCAGGACUCGGUGCAGACCGACCUGGACUUGGGUCACCUCAAGUCACUGCGCUGUUUGACCGCCGGGGCUCGAUUGGCGACAUGGCCACCAACUUUGUGCCUGGAAAGCGCGGUGUUAUGUUUGAAGACCCCAAAGAGAUGACGCAGGAUAUGGACCGCGAAGCUCGGGAAGAAGAGGAAAAUGAAAACCGCAGGAGGAUUCUUGAACGGGAAGCUGACGGCGUCGAAGCCACGCUUAACUUGCGGGAGAUGAUCGACAGCUUGAGCCCUAAACGUAAGCCGCUUAAAGGCCGCAAGAGUCUUCAUGUCGGGAGUGCCAAGGGCCUUCUGGGCAAGAGACCGAAUGAGCUUGAUGACGAGGAGGAGGCCGAAGAAAAUUAUGGCGUAAAGAGACUCAAAGGACACCAAGGGAGCCCCGUAAAGAACAUCAGGCUCCAGCAGCCACCCUCUAAAGAAGAAACUACCGGGAGGCCGAAUCUUUCAUUUCGAAAAAGCCUGCUACCAAAUACCGCCACACCGACGCUGUCCUCACCAGCAAAAUCUGACGCAGCAACAACGCCAAGGCACCAGGGAAGGUUCAAGGAUGUUGCAGACGAUCGACCUGGCCAUCAGGUCAAUUUCGAUGAGACGCCUGUAAAGGGUACUGAGCAAAUGGAGGACGAAGUCGAAGCAGAGGUUGAAGCAGAUGGAGAGAGGAUUCAUCUCCAGGAUUUCCUGAACAUGACCUCUAUCCGCUUCAUGGAACUGACGACCACAAAGCGUCGUCACACGCAAGCACCCGGAACCCUCGAAGAUGGGUUUCUCGACGAAGGUAAAGAGAAUCUUUCGCUUGAGCGAUGCGUUGUCGCUGGUGCAUGCACAGUGCCAAUGCUCGAACUAUAUCAGCACUCUUGUCGUGAGUUGAAGAAGUAUAUCUCCGAGGGUCGCAGGAUUGUCAAAGAGAUCGAAACCGACACUUUUGAGGAUAACCCUCAGUUAUUCAAGGAGUAUAUGGCGGCCACACCCGACGUCAAGACUUUGAUGGACAAACAAUUCAUGAACGUCAAGAAUCACGCUCGUCUUCUGAGCAAGGCUAUGUGGUACGAAUGGCGAAUGAAGCUACAAGAGGGCCUGAAGCAAGGUCUUGUGGGUAUUGACGAAGGCAUGGAAGCCGAUAAUGAGCUUCUGGAUAAGCAGAAAAGUCUCCUUGACUCUAUUCUGCCUGCCAUCGUGGAGCGCCACAAGUCGCUCGUGGAAGAGAGUGAUAAUCUUGAAGAGGUUGCUCGAGAGCUUGCCGACUGUGAUCCUGCCGACCUAGAAGCUGCCCGCGGCGAACUGGCUUCUCUUGACCAAGAUGUCGAGUAUAAGAAGAAGCGAAUCGCAGAGCUGAGGGAGCAAUUCCAAGCUUCGGAAGUUGAGGUUGAAGACUUGGUCGUUCAGAAGCAGAAUUGCAUCGACGAUAUCGCAGAGUCUGAAAGGAUCCGAGAAGAGUGCCGUGGCUGGACGAGCAAGGAGGUUAACAGCCUCAAAGCUCGAGUUGAUGCCAUCGAGAAGCAACAUGGCUGGACAGUGACAGGCAUCUCUGGUACCGUUUUGUCUAUGUCAUACAAGCGUGAGAUUGAAAUUGUUUUCGAUAUCACAGCGUUCCAAAAGCACCGAUCCAAUUCAACAAUUGAUCUCUGGUAUGUCGCCGUCAACCGGGAACAAAACCCACUCCCAAAGACUGCGGAGAAGGAGUUCUUUCUGCAAACGAUUCGCGACUACGCUCGUGCGCUUCCGCAUAACCGCACUGAGGUUUCUCAUCUUUUGAGGAGUGUCCAGGCUGCCUGGGAUAAGGCGAACUUCGUUUCGUCGCAAAUCGAACGACUUAAUGCCACAUUUCCCACUACAGUACAAAGGACUUCCGACUCAAGUAUAUCGAUUACAACAUCCCUGUUACUUGUGCCGUUGGAGAGUCGUGUGGAAGUGAAGUUGAACCUCCACACUCAGACAGAUGGGCACAGCCUUGAGAUGACUCUUAAACCUGAGGCCAAGGUAGUGUAUGGGGAGCACUUCAAUGUCCCCAAGGUGGGCGAUUUCCUUGCAACACGAAUCGGCAAGGCUAUUGGAGCUGGCGAAGAACAGUGGGGUGGUGUGAUGGUAGAGUUACAGGGGCGAUUAAUUGCGAGGGGCCGCAAGGCCUAG